This is a messenger RNA of Pyricularia oryzae 70-15, 884 nucleotides long. RefSeq lists its product as uncharacterized. The coding region runs from base 1 to 849 and encodes 282 amino acids. The transcript is spliced from 4 exons. Gene Ontology annotation, biological process: anatomical structure morphogenesis; cell differentiation; regulation of DNA-templated transcription. NCBI's taxonomy places the organism in Eukaryota, Fungi, Ascomycota, Sordariomycetes, Magnaporthales, Pyriculariaceae. The record is from RefSeq and is a predicted model, not a curated record. Gene Ontology annotation, molecular function: RNA polymerase II cis-regulatory region sequence-specific DNA binding; DNA-binding transcription factor activity, RNA polymerase II-specific.
AUGCCGGCCCUCUGGUCACCAGUCAAAGUUUGCGGCAUCGUUUCGGAGCUCAGCAAGAACAUGGCCUGCAUGGUUUGGAUCUGGGUCGUCUGCGUUCCUCAGAAGCGGUACCGCAUCACGACAGCUCGCUGGAACUCCAGUGGGCUGCUGGUUGGCCGCGUUGAUUCUCCUCCUCAAUCUGCCACCACAGCGUCCUCACAGUCAUCGUCAUUCGACGGCAGUGAGGAAGACACAAACACAAACAUCAACGCCAAUGGUAUCGAUGAGAGCCUGCUGCCGCCUGCUCUCCGCGGCCGCACUGGACCUUCCAAGCCUCCAAACCGCUGGAUUCUCUACCGUGCCGCCAAGUCAGCUGAGCUGCGGGCAGACAACCCAUCCAUGAACGCGAGCGAAAUCUCUCAAGUUGCAUCCCUGAUGUGGCAGGCAGAGUCCGCCGCGACAAAGGCAGAGUGGGAGGAGCGCGCAGCCGAAGCCCGCGAGGAGCACAUGCGAAACACUCCAGAGUAUGCGGUGGCGGCCGGUCUGCGCCAGCGCGCCAUCGCCGAGAGGAGAAGGCAGAGGCAGCAGAAGAAGAAGCAACAGGAGCAGCAGAAGGGCGACGGUGACAAGGUGGCCAAGGAGACUUCUACAUCCACAGAGAGCUUGGUCACUACGGACGUCGGCGCUGUCAGCAACCACGGCAGCAGCAGCAGUGAGGUGCCUGUCACAAGCCCACACUCGCCGACACUACUCAGUCCCGCGUCUGACAGCGAUUGUACGCCCGUCGGCAGCCCUCGAGCUCGCCACGGCUGGGGUUCUGAUGCUCUCAGCCUGAUGCUCGACGCCGCCGAAUUCUCUACUCUCUUCUGAUCUGGUCUCUGGCACUCUGAGCGUGCUAUUCCCAG